This is a messenger RNA of Protopolystoma xenopodis, 372 nucleotides long. Lineage: Eukaryota; Metazoa; Platyhelminthes; Monogenea; Polystomatidea; Polystomatidae. The record is from the annotation of a GenBank genome assembly.
AUGUUUCAAAGGACCAAUUGGUUUACCAGCUCAGAAGGAGUGGUAUUCCGAGCAUGCAAACCGACAGAACUCGCAAAUUUGGCAAUUUGGAGGCAAGUAAACCCUUCUCAUUACAUCAUUAAUAUGGCUGAAUUGCCGAGUGCCCAAUUUCACUCCUCAAGUCGCCUAGGCUUUGCGAUGGCUGGUGAGAGGUCUCUUGGCCGAUUCACGGUCAAAAAUGGGAAAUUUCUCUUCGCAAAUAACCAUCAACUCCGUAGGAAAAUGCGUCAAUCCGCCCAGUUUCCGUUAGUCGCUCUGCCAGUGGAGUGGUGCACCAGAGGCAGGACUAUUUGGCACUCGGCCACUGUUAAUGAGGAUGGCGACGCCUGGUGA